This is a messenger RNA of Misgurnus anguillicaudatus (oriental weatherfish), 3023 nucleotides long. It is a transcript of the gene pmvk, whose product is annotated as phosphomevalonate kinase. Gene Ontology annotation, cellular component: cytoplasm. The record is from RefSeq and is a predicted model, not a curated record. Gene Ontology annotation, molecular function: phosphomevalonate kinase activity. Lineage: Eukaryota; Metazoa; Chordata; Actinopteri; Cypriniformes; Cobitidae. Gene Ontology annotation, biological process: cholesterol biosynthetic process; isopentenyl diphosphate biosynthetic process, mevalonate pathway.
CUAUUGGAUGGGAGUAUGAGGCGCAGAAAAAUAAAAAAUAUUGAUCAAAAGAGUUUAUAUUUGAAAUAACUGAUUUAUGGUAAAUUCUGUAUUGCUUUGGACCAUUCUCUAACAGGAGCUGAUAGAUAUAAAUGAUAUGAGGUAUUUCCGGGCCACAGAAAUAAUACACUUUUUAUUUAUUUAAAAAAUACACUUACAUUGUUCACUACGCAAACUCCAUAUAUUUCAAUAGGUAAAUAAAUCAACAAUACAUAUGCUAUUUGUAAAAUGUUUGUAUUUAUUAGAUUUAUUAAGCACAAUUAUUUGUAAAAUUCUAUGAUGUGCGGCAAUCAACAAAAAAAACAAAUAACUAAAAGUAAUAUUAUAAUUCAUUUUAAAAUCCGUGGAAACGUUUGCGUCAUUCCCCUUCCGGGUCCACAUUGACAAAACAAAAGACUUUCGAUGGUUAAUAAACAUUGUUGUUAGGUUCAUGUUCGCUUUCAGUAUUUUAUUAUGAUUAAACAAAGAUUAUACAAUUCUUAUAAUAUUGAAUUAUAAAUUAAUUUAACACAUGCCCGGUCUGCUGAUGGCGUGACGGUCGUCCGAUUACCGUAACUAUUUUAUAAUUACUUCCACUUCUGUCGCGCAUAUAUAUUCACAGACUUUACAAUUAAAUCAAACACUCUCUACUAUUUCCUAAACUAGAGCCGUAAAUACAAAAUCAUCAGGACUGGGCAAGAAAACCGAAAUAAAAGAAUCAAAGCAUGUUUGCAAAUAUGAUGGGUCCACGAUCUUUGUUUUAUUACGGUAUCUCGUCUCGAAGGCGUUCCUGUUUCAACAUGAGCGCUUCGGUACAGAUGACACAUGUGUAUAUGUGCGAGUAAAUGAAGGUAAACCAUGUCACCAGCUGAACCGAGCAUUGUUCUGCUAUUCAGUGGAAAACGAAAAUCAGGGAAGGAUUAUGUGACUGACUUGAUGCAAAAAAGACUGACUUCAGAAAUGUGCUGCAUAAUCAGACUGUCUGGACCUCUCAAACAGCAGUAUGCUCAGGAUCAUAAUUUAAGUUAUAAGGAGCUCUUGGGUUCUGGUCAGUAUAAGGAGAAGUAUCGGGCCGACAUGAUUCAUUGGGGUGAGAUGAAGAGGCGGGAGGACUCUGGCUUCUUCUGUAGACUGGCCAUUCAAAAUGCCAUACAACCAAUCUGGAUAAUCAGUGACUGUAGAAGAUCAUCAGAUGUGCACUGGUUUCAUAAGGAGUUUCCUGAUAAAUGCAUCUGCAUUCGUGUUGAAGCGUCUGAGAAAACACGAUCACAGAGGGGCUGGAGUUUUACUGCAGGUAUAGAUGAUGCUGAGUCUGAGUGUGGUUUAGAUGAAGGAGUAAAGUUUGACUGGAUCAUUCAGAACGAUGAAGAUGAUGUUCUGGAGAAACAGCUGCAAGGACUUCUGUCACUGGUUAAAUCACGGGAGACCUCACAAAGGAUUCAACUAACUUGAUAAAGAUGUUUCACAGAUCUUAACUCUUCUUUGAAGCCACAUGUAGUUAUGCAAACUAAAUCUAUUCUUUUACAUAAAUAUGGCAAUACUACAAGCUAACCGCAACCAAUUUCCUUAAAGGUGCCAAGGAAUGCAUUGAAAUAAUCUGUUAAAUUGUUCUCUGAUAUCUACAUAGAAUGUAUGUGGCUUUAUCAAGUGCAAAAAGUUUUGCAUUUUAUGAUGGACCUGCAAAACGUAACUGUAAUGUCAAUAGUAGAAAUUCAGGCUGAAUGUUAGCAUGUAGCAUUAACUAGCAUAUAGCGCUAACUCAGCAGUCACAUCUUUGUUUUUCACAUUGUAACAACACGGUACUUAAUAUAAUGUGCAAUUUAAUGUUGGGGGGUGUACAGUCUCGACUGUAACGUCAAUGUUGGUGUAAUGUUGAGAUUGGUCUGUUUUCCAGCAGUCUUACAUGAGGUUUACAUAAGAAUGAGGACACAAUCAUGUUUGAGGCUCAUGAUAUGUCAUUACCAUGUACAAAGCUCUUAUUAUUCAUCUAUGCCGAGGUAAAUACAGUUUUACAUUUUACGGCACCUUUAAGCCUAAAAUAUUUAUUUUAAUAUCUCAUAGUCAGGUGGCAAGGUGCAAGAAUUGGCUUUUUUACGCAAAACAAUGAGGGUUUGUAAGGAUGAUGCUGUUAAAACGAUUAUGAGUUUAACUUUCAGGACAAGUAGUACUGCAGUGUUGAUGGAUUCUGAUGGCAUUAAAUUUAGCUGUAAUUCAUGUGUUAAAUAGUAAUACUAGGAUGUGUACCAACAUUAUCACAAAGCUCAGGAUCAACGUGUGCUGUUCAUGGCUCUACAACCAGCAAAACUUCAUUUGUGGCUCAAAGGAAAGCACAACACACAAACCUAAACAUUUGUGCUGCUCUUGUAAACAGCAUUCUCUCUUUUUAUGAAAGAGUUUAUAUCAAGGAAAUAGACGAAGUAUAAUUAAUGUGUUUAAAAGAUGUUUUCAAUCAUCAGGAUUCAUAAAGGGUCUUGAAACUUGAAAAAAAUAUAUAUAUUUUAGUUUGUGUGAUUUCAGUGUUUAAAAUUUUUAUUUAUUUGUUAUUAUUUCUUAAUCUGGAAUCUUAGGUAUAAUUUUAAUGAACAUUCCUCUUUGUAAUUUUAACAAUAACUGGCUGGAAGAUGAUGAGUACAAACUUGUGGUUGUGUUGAGGAUAAACAGACAGAAAUGUACACUACCCUCCAAAAGCUAAGUGCAGUAACUACGCAAACACUGAAACUGAGAAAAAUGCCCUUAAAGUUUUUAAACCAGCCAGUCAAACAUGUUACUGCAAUGUUGGCACACACAAUUCUCUGAAAUGUGACAAAAUUGAACCAGAAGACACAAAGACCAUUUCAUCCCGUAACCAAAUGCAUAGUUACUGUGCUUUGCCUUUGUAGGGCAGUAUACUGCUCCAUAUGCAAAAAAGACUGACAUGUUCGGUGUGAGAAUUUGUCCACAUGAGCUGUUGCAAAGAUUUUAUUUUAAAAUUAAAAUAUUUGAUAUCAAAUAAAUAUGUAAUCAUG